AUUGAAAAUGUGGAGAUUAAAGGUAGCGGAAGGAGGCGAUGAUCCAUAUCUGUACAGUACAAAUAAUUUCGUUGGAAGACAGGUAUGGGAGUUUGAUCCUAACUACGGUACGCCUGAAGAACGCGAUGAAGUUGAAAAAGCUCGCCGGAGUUUCACCGAUAACCGCUCUAAAGUCAAGCCAAGUGGCGACGUUCUUCUCCGAUUCCAGCUGUUGAAGGAGAAUAAUUUUAAACAAGACAUUCCACAAGUUAAAGUUGGAGACAAUGAAGAAAUAACAUAUGACACGGCUUCCAUCACAUUAAAGAGGGGUUUGAAAUUCUUGUCAGCCAUGCAGUCAAAAGAUGGCCAUUGGCCUGCUGAAAAUGCUGGCCCUCUCUUCUUCUUGCCUCCUCUGGUAAUGUGUGUUUAUAUUACUGGUCACAUUGAUUCAGUUUUUUCAGUUGAACAUAAAAGAGAAAUUCUCCGCUACUUAUAUAACCAUCAACAAGAAGAUGGUGGAUGGGGAUUUCAUAUUGAGGGCCAUAGCAUCAUGUUCUGUACUGUCCUUAGUUACAUUUGCAUGAGAAUCUUGGGAGAAGGACCAUUUGGUGGCCAAAACAAUGCAGUUGAACGAGCUAGGAAAUGGAUUCAUGAACAUGGCGGUGUUCUCGCCAUCCCUUCGUGGGGCAAAACAUGGUUAUCUAUAUUUGGAUUGUAUGAUUGGUCAGGCUGCAAUCCUAUGCCACCAGAGUUUUGGAUUUUACCUUCUUAUUUACCCAUGCAUCCUGCAAAAAUGUGGUGCUAUUGUAGAAUGGUCUAUAUGCCAAUGUCAUAUCUAUAUGGGAAGAGAUUUGUAGGACCAAUCACUGAUCUAGUUCUGCAAUUAAGAAAAGAGCUUCACAAUCAACCUUUCCAUGAGAUUAAAUGGAAAAAGUACAGACACUUAUGCGCAAAGGAAGACUUGUAUUACCCACAUCCUCUAAUACAAGAUUUGCUAUGGGAUAGUCUUUACAUAUUUACAGAACCAUUUCUAACUCGAUGGCCAAUGAAUAAAUUGAUAAGACAAAGAGCACUUAAGAAAACAAUGGAGUACAUACAUUAUGAAGAUGAAAAUAGUCGAUACAUCACAAUUGGAUGCGUAGAGAAGGUGUUAUGCAUGUUGUGUUGUUGGGUUGAGGAUCCAAAUAGCGACUAUUUCAAGAAACAUCUCGCGAGAAUCCCUGAUUACUUGUGGGUAGCUGAGGAUGGUAUGAAGAUGCAGAGUUUUGGCAGUCAGCAAUGGGACACUGGUUUCGCGGUUCAAGCAGUAUUAGCCUGCCAUAUGUUGGAAGAGAUGGAAGAAACUAUUAGAAAAGGACAUGAUUUCAUUAAAAAUUCUCAGGUGAAAGACAAUCCAUCUGGUGACUUUGCCAAAAUGUUUAGGCAUAUUUCUAAAGGAUCUUGGACAUUCUCUGAUCAAGAUCAUGGUUGGCAAGUCUCUGAUUGCACUGCUGAAGGACUUAAGUGUUGUCUGUUACUAUCUCAACUUCCAGCCAAAAUUGUUGGCGAACAACUAGAACCCGAGAGGAUUUAUGACGCAGUCAAUGUCAUUCUUUCACUACAGAGUAAAAAUGGAGGUGUAGCUGCUUGGGAGCCACCAAAAGCAGAGCCUUGGCUAGAGCUUCUCAAUCCAACUGAAUUUUUCGCUGAUAUUGUCAUCGAGCACGAGUAUGUCGAAUGCACGGCUGCAUCAAUCCAAGCAUUUGUAAUGUUCAAGAAACUAUACCCGGGUCAUCGAAAGAAAGAGAUUGAAAAUUUCAUCAUAAAAGCCACAGGUCAUCUUGAAGAUAUCCAAAUGCCCGAUGGUUCAUGGUAUGGAAACUGGGGAGUUUGUUUCACAUACGGUACAUGGUUUGCUCUAGGGGGAUUGGUGGCAGCGGGUAAGACCUAUUUGAACUGUGAAGCUAUUCGAAAAGGCGUCGAAUUUCUAUUGAAUUCUCAAAGGGAAGACGGCGGUUGGGGAGAAAGUUACCUUUCUUCGCCACUUAAGAAAUACGUGCCACUAGAAGGUAUUCGUUCGAAUUUGGUUCAUACUUCAUGGGCUAUGAUGGGUUUAAUCCACUCAGGCCAGGUUGAGAGAGAUCCAACUCCUUUACACAAAGCAGCUAAGUUAUUGAUCAAUUCUCAAAUGGAAAAUGGUGACUUUCCUCAACAGGAAAUAACAGGAGUAUUUAUGAAGAAUUGCAUGCUUCAUUAUGCAGCUUAUAGGAUUAUAUAUCCAGUGUGGGCACUUGCAGAAUACAACAAUAAGGUCAAAUUAUCAAUAGAAUAAACUUUGUUUGAGAAUCUUUAUAUCUUUAAAUAAUGGAUUAUGUAAAAUGUGUUAUGUUUUCUUAUUUUGAAUGAAUAAUAUUAUAAUAAAUGGGUUCAUAUUUUAAUAAUUUUAUAAA
Molecule: messenger RNA, 2408 nt
Organism: Impatiens glandulifera
Lineage: Eukaryota; Viridiplantae; Streptophyta; Magnoliopsida; Ericales; Balsaminaceae
Product: beta-amyrin synthase-like
Exons: 16
Coding region: 8-2290 (760 amino acids)
Biological process (GO): triterpenoid biosynthetic process
Cellular component (GO): lipid droplet
Molecular function (GO): beta-amyrin synthase activity
Source: RefSeq, a predicted model, not a curated record